GUCGAGGAGCGCUGAGGGCGAGACUGGUUUCAGUUUCACUUCUGCGGGAAACUUGUCAACAUUGAGCGCAUCUCAGGGGCAGAGAAGGGGUCCUUGGCGUCGUCCUGGUGCCAGGCGCCCUGCUCCUGCCGUGGGUGGUUCUGAGGGGGAUAACCAGACAAGGCCUUGCCCUGGAGUAGCCCAUGGCCCGUGCCGAGGUUUAUACCUACAUUCGUGGAGUCCUGAGAAGCUGGGGUGCCCAUUAGGAUUGGGGGCAGAGUUCCCCAGGUAGUCCCUGAAGGGAAUGAUACUCAGGAGACCUGGAGGCCUUGCACUGUCCUUCUGCAGCCGUGAAGGCCUACCGCAGGCCCCUUCUAGGAGGCAGUCGGCCGAGAGGAACAAAAAUUUGGCUGUUCUGGAGUUUGUCCUGUCAGGGACCCAGUAUGUCAUAAGAUCUGGAAGGAUGACGAGCGGACAGUUUUUCCCAAGAGGCAGGAACACCCAGGGCUUUUGGAGAACUUGGUGUAGCAGGAUUGGAGAUGGAUGGGAGGGAGGGCGGUCCUGGAGGACCUGGAACCCUCUGUGUCUAGUCUCAGAAAUGCCCCUUGUCUGCACAGUGGAGGGGCAGGUUGAGGGAACAAAGGCAGAGUGCCCUGUCCUGAGCCAAUGAGAUGGAAAUGCUCUGAGACUAGGGCACCCAGAGCAGAAAUCGAGGUUGGCAGCGAAAUGGGGCAGAAGGUCUUUCCAACCAAGUAGGAGAGGGAUGGGCGCCGGUAUUUAUCACACUGGCACCAUUGAAUGCCAGGAGGCUUACAUCCCCAAGUUUCCCAGGAGCUGGAGGACCUUCAGAAGGAGACUCCCCCGUAUCUGCGGAACCUAUUCAGCGAUGAUGCCAAUGUCCUCGUGUGGCAUGCCCUCCUCCUGCCUGACCAACCUCCCUACCACCUGAAGGCCUUCAACCUGCGCAUCAGCUUCCCUGAGGAGUAUCCAUUCAAGCCCCCCACGGUAAAAUUCACAACCAAGAUCUACCACCCCAACGUGGAUGAGAACGGGCAGGUCUGCCUGCCCAUCAUCAGCAAUCAGAACUGGAAGCCUUGUACCAGGACCCACCAAGUCUUGGAGGCCCUCAACGUGCUGGUGAACAGACCGAAUCUGGGGGAGCCCCUGCGGGUGGAACUCGCCGACCUGCUAACACAGAACCCGGAGCUGUUUAGAAGGAAUGCUGAAGAGUUCACCCUCCGAUUUGGAGUGGACCGGCCCUGCUAACUUUGUGUCUGACCCCUCUCUGUACUGGAUCCUCUGCACGGUGGAUGGACGCACCUCAUGGACUGGGGCCGGAGCCCCUCUAUGGCCCAUCUCUGCCCAUUCUUUUCUUCUUGGUGGCUAGUUGUUCGUGUGUGUGUGGUAAGGGGAGGGUUCUGCGGGUGUGUGUGUGUGGUACAUGAACUCACUCCUGCGUCACCUGGCCACAGGUGUGUCCUUCCUACUCCCCCGGCCCCCCAGAUCCGAGGUGUGUAUGUUUACAGAGUGACAGGCUGGUUCUCCAGCUCUCCAUCUUACAAAGACAGCUCACUUUCCAGGCCAGCUUGCAGGAAAUGAGCCCAGCAGCCAACAGAACCCCCCCUAGGGCCCAGGCACCGAGGCCAGGGGACCAAGUUGGAGGAGUGGAGAAUAUGGCUGGGAGACAGGGCGCAUCGAGUGGUGUCACUUAUGACUGAGCGAUUGAAAUCUGCCCAACUGUUGAUAGGCCUGUACAGGUUUAGGUACUGACCUUUUAUUUUCUAUCAAUGAAUCACAAAAUAAAGAGUCUAACCUCCAUCCCGGAAAUAUGA
Molecule: messenger RNA, 1811 nt
Organism: Tupaia belangeri chinensis (Chinese tree shrew)
Lineage: Eukaryota; Metazoa; Chordata; Mammalia; Scandentia; Tupaiidae
Gene: UBE2L6
Product: ubiquitin conjugating enzyme E2 L6
Exons: 4
Coding region: 778-1245 (155 amino acids)
Source: RefSeq, a predicted model, not a curated record